AUGACUUCGACACCCGAGGCCGAAGGCAGCGAAGAUGUGAACGACUUCCUCCAACGAAUCAGAGAGCUGGGCGAAAAGCGCGACAGGGAAGACGAAGACCGCACAAAGAAGCUGGAGGAGGAGAUUCUGCAGGGCCGCAAGGAGAGACAGGCCCGGAGAGCUGAGCGAGCACGGUCAAUAUCGCCAACAAAAGACUCUUCUCCAAUCCUCGACCCCGCCCGACUGAGCAUGUCGUCGUUGAGUCACAGAGCGAUUGACCCUCCAGAACAGCUCGAGCCGACGACUCCCCGCACCCCCGUCCAUGACACCUAUAGUGCGCCUACUUCGUUCCGAGAAGAGACGCCAGCAUCCAUAGAGAAUAGUCCCACAGGGCCGAGACCAGAAGCAAACGAGGCGGGAGUGUCCCCAAAAGCUUCUUCCACGUUGCGGAGCAGAGCUGGAACCUUAUCCUGGCAACAGCGACCGAGUUCUCGGGAUCUCAGCGGUAAUCGCUCCUUAUUUUCUACCUCGCCUUCGCGUGAGAACCGCUGGAGGGCUAUGUCAAAUACAUCUUCGACCGCUGAACCUGGAGUGGCACGCAAACCCUUAGCUUCUGUACCCACGUCGCGGGAAUCAUCUGUUUUGCCCCAGGCCGAGGAGGAGAGAGUUCCAAAACAAGACAUACCGAUUGAGGAGCCGAAAGCUGAGCCGCUCUAUGAUGCCAAGCGUAAAGGAUCCGAAACAGAAGAGCGUACGGAUCUAGAGAAGGAGAACGGUCACCCAGAUACAACAGAUGAACAAUCGCCGCCCCCGUCAAGGGCUGGCUCGAGUUUUGCGGACAGUAGCCGGGGGAAUCGAUACUCAAGCAUAUCAUCCGUUUCGACAGCCACCGGUCUGGGGUCUCCGCUACCCUUGUCUAGCGCACAGAAAUUCGAGCCACCUAAGGCUGAUGGAGGUUUGGACAACCAGACAUCCCCAACCUCGCCACGGCGGCUUUCACCAGAGCGUUCGACCUCGCCAACCAAGGGUCUUGGGGGCUUCGUCCAAAGUGCUAUGCUGAGACGAUCAGAUAGCGUAUCCAAGCGGUGGAGUGCUCAACUUCCAUCGGGACUCAACCGGGGUGGUUCUUUUGCCAGCAACCGCAAUAGUUUUGCUGCACCAAGUAACACGGAUAUCUCCACCACACCCAAACUGAGCCGUGAAGGCUCUUCGCCGUCACCCCAGCGGCCUACAUCAAGUCACAGCGAGGCGACAACAGUCGGUCAACCGAAAGACGACGAACGACCAACAACGCCCUCAGUUUCAGGCAGGAGUGAGAGUGCGAGCAGGCCUCCUUUUCCAUUACAUGCGAGGUCUAGUAGUACCAUGAGCGUCGAGAGCCCCGUUGACUCCAACUCAAGGCCAACAACACCUGUUUCUAGGACAAUGGACCCUAAGAGAUGGAGUCCGACCAAAUCUACGUGGCUGGAAAGUGCUUUGAAUCUCCCUGACUCGCCAAGGCAUAAAAGACAACCGUCACAACAAGCAUCCUGGGGGAAAGAAAGGCAACCGAGAGGCAGUGUGGAUCUGGGGCGUCGUGGCAGCUUCAAAGAAGUUACCCCAAUUGGCCUUCUGCGCACUGCGCCUCUCGGAGGCCACACCAAGAAGCAAAGCCUCUCGGGGAUUCCUGAUGUUCUCAAAACUCAAGACUUUAGCCCGACCAAGGAAAAAGCGCCAAAUAGCCCAAGCCCAGCCAAGGAGGAGCCUUCCAUAGACGCAAAACCUCUUUCGACUGAUACUUUCUCGUCGGUAAAGACGGAGCCUUCUUCACCAACCAAAUCUGAGCCUACCUCGCCAACCAAAUCCAAGGAGGUUGAAAUACCCCCCGAGGUGCCUGAGGUAGCCGAGGAAAAGCCAGAGGGAAAGCCCGAUGAGCAGCCCGAGGAGCAGCCUGAGGAGAAACCUGAAAAACAACCCGAGGACAACCCCGAGGAUAUCCCGAAACAGAAAUCUGUGCCUCCAGCCUUAUCACCGACCCCCAACAUCAACACCGACGUGCCCCUGCCGUCUCCUCGCGCGCCCAUUCGCGAUCCGUUGUUGAACCGACCGAAGCCCCAAUCACCAGUGGUUGAUUUCAGGGCGAACCUUCGAAAGCGAGAAGCUGUUAAGGACCAGUCCUCCAAUUCGGAGCCGGAGUUUAAAAAUGUUUUUGGAAAGCUCAGGAAGGCAGAAACAUCAAAUUAUGUGGCGCCAGAUGAGCUCAAAAACAACAUCCUCCAAGGCAAGGCGGCUCUGAACAACACCGGCGGCCCGAAGAAGACACAGAGGGUUGAUGAGUUCAAAGAAAGUAUUCUCAAGCAGAAAGAAGCCAUGAAGCUGAACGGGGGCUCUGUGCGACGGAAUACGCUCGAACAAGGCGAUGCCCCCACGGACGCGGUCCCCGAGGCCUUAACGAAGCGCCGGCAUCUGACCAAAUCAAGCAUCGACAGGCCUGAUCUCUCGGCUAUUGGGCUUUCGUCCCCUGCAAAAAAAAGUGUAACACCGGACCGCAGUGCAACACCGGACCGUACGCAUACCCGGGAACCUUCGAUUGAUCCAUUUAAUGACAAGGAGUCCAUCGUGGUGCCCGAGUCUGUACAAAGUUCUCGAGAUGAGCCCAAGCCAGAUUCCGACAGCGUUCCAAUAGAGACCCCAACACCGAGUGCAUCCAAUACCGAGCCAAACAAUCAGCCGGAUGAUGAAGUUAAAGGACUCAAUCCUAAGACUGACUUGCCAAAUGUCGACUCGGUCAAAGCGCAGGAGAAACCAGUAGCAGAGGCCUCUGAACCGGUGCGUCCUCUACCACCGGCAAAUGCCACGCGAAGUGCGCUGCCUGUUAAGGAUGACGUCGUUGCUAAGGGUAGCCUCGCAGGCCGAAUAAACCCUGCCCUGGCAGGUCUCUUAUCGCGUGGCCCGCCUGCUGCGUCCGAUGGGUCAAGAAAGACAUUGCCAGUAUCCGUCCCAGGCGAAAGCACCUCGAACUCCCAAAAUUCAGACUCUGCUCCCACGCUCACACAUGCAACGAAAGCCCGUGCAAGAGGCCCGAAGAGGCGCCCCCCUAAGGUCGCCGCCGCCUCGACAGAUGCGAGUUCAGGCGCGAGAGACCCGAGCACCUCACCAAAGACUACCCAGUCAUCUUUUGACAUAGAUACACCAUCCACGAGCUUCACGAUCGAACAACCUUCGGCUCACACAGGAAGCUGGCCUCUUCCUGACCAAAGUAUAAACUCAGAAGAUGUUUCAGAAAUCCCUUCUAUGCAGUCCUCUCCGCCCGUCACGAAUGUACUAGAGAAGUCCAGAGACAGCUUGCCACCGGUACCCGAGAAGGACACGAGCCCUAAUUUGAUGCCUUCUACGCCGUCACAGAAACCAUUGAUUUUGGAGCGACGAGUCUACGAGCCUGAGGAAAAGUCUCCCUCCAGAUCUGCCUUCAGUCCGUCGCCUCCGGCCAGCUCGCCGCCAAGUGCUCGUAGCAACCAGCCACGAACCUCGUUUGCUCAUUAUUCGUCCCCGUCUCCAUCACCGUUAAGGACAAGCUUUAGGGAAAACCAGUCCUAUCCAUCUCCGCGCAUGCCUGGCUCCCAGAGCUUUGUGAACCAGUCAAGAGACUCAUCACCAUUCCGAAAAUCUUUACCAUCACCACCUGUUCCCCCCAAGGGACCGUACUCCUCCACAGACCAGAUGUCGUCCCCAAGAUCGUCUGUCUCAUUAGUUCCACAAGCUGAUGAGUCCCUUGAAGCUAUCUCUAGCUUCUUCAAGACACUUCCACGCUCCAGUGAUCGUGUCAACAUUGAUCCCCAGUUAAUGUUGACGGAUAAGAAUGACAGCCUAGGAGUUCGAACGUUGAAAAAACAGAUAUGGGAGAUCACGGGCGAAGGCAAUAAACAGGAUCUUCCAGUAAAUCAAGAAUACAUUCUCUACGAAGGAGCAAUGUACUUGUGCGUCCACUCAUUUGAGGAUGAGGAUGGCAACGCACGAUCCGAAGUCCAGCUUUGGUGUGGUGAUGAUGUUUGGGGCGGAGCAGUGGAUAGCGCUCUGCCUUUCGCGCGAAAGGUUGCCCGUGAGAAUGGCUGUAAGCUGGAGAUCGUCAGCCAAGGGAAGGAACCCGCUCGAUUUAUCCAGGCCCUUGGUGGGAUUCUUAUCACGCGGCGUGGUUCAAGUUCCCGCUCUAGCUCCUCGGCCAUCUUUAUGCUUUGCGGACGCAAGCACCUUGGGCAAAUGGUGUUUGAUGAGGUUGAUUUCACACCGCGUAACUUGUGCACUGGCUUUCCAUACGUCUUAUCCGCCAUGUUUGGUAAAGUUUUCUUGUGGAAAGGGAAAGGAAGCUCUGCCGAGGAGAUUGGCGCGGCUCGCUUGAUCGGCAUGGAUCUUGGAUUGACGGGAGAGUUCGAAGAAGUCGCAGAAGGAGAAGAACCUAGCAGCUUCUACGAGGUCUUCCCUCAACAUAAGGAAACAGGAGAUUAUAUGCAAUCCGAUGAUUGGCUUCGGAAACCGGCCCAUGACCAUUUCCGCCACCGUUUACUCCGUGUGGACCAUGAGCUUGGCCAGCGAUCAUUUUGGAUUCGACGUCCAGGUUCAUCGUCUCCAGUGGUUCGUCCAAAUGACACUGUCCAGGAAGUCGAACCAUUCUCCCAAAAAGAUGUUUCACCAAAGGGCAUCUACAUCCUUGACACCUUCUUCGAAAUCUACGUGAUCGUGGGUGACCAAGCUUCCAACAGACCAGCCGAGUUUGCAUCAGCCGUGGUCUUUGCGGCCGAAUAUGGUGUCCUAGCUGCCUCACUUCAAGAUCGACCUUUCAUUCCCAAGAGCUUUAUCUCUCUAGGCGGAACCCCCGAGGCUUGUCGCAGCGCGUUCCGUAAGUGGGCCAGACGCCCACUACAACAACCGCCACAGGUAUUCCCUUUGAAUGCGGCGAUUGACGCGAUCCGAUCCUAA
Molecule: messenger RNA, 4932 nt
Organism: Aspergillus puulaauensis
Lineage: Eukaryota; Fungi; Ascomycota; Eurotiomycetes; Eurotiales; Aspergillaceae
Product: putative gelsolin repeat protein
Exons: 2
Coding region: 1-4932 (1643 amino acids)
Biological process (GO): barbed-end actin filament capping; actin filament severing
Molecular function (GO): actin filament binding; phosphatidylinositol-4,5-bisphosphate binding
Source: RefSeq, a predicted model, not a curated record